Molecule: messenger RNA, 2685 nt
Organism: Cannabis sativa
Lineage: Eukaryota; Viridiplantae; Streptophyta; Magnoliopsida; Rosales; Cannabaceae
Product: nuclear pore complex protein NUP1
Exons: 8
Coding region: 166-2451 (761 amino acids)
Biological process (GO): nuclear membrane organization
Cellular component (GO): nuclear envelope
Source: RefSeq, a predicted model, not a curated record
UCCGCUUCUCACCAAAGACCAUUUAUUUAUUAUUAUUGUUAAUAUUCAAAAAGAAAAGAAAAGAAAAAGGCCGAAAAAGUUGGUUUAGUUGCUUCUCAGAGGGAGUGUGUGUGAGAGAGAAGUGGCCGAAGCCCGUGGAGUGUGUUGUUGAGGUGGGCCGUACCGAUGGAGACGAGUGCCCAAACGACGUCGUUCGGAGAACAACGCGGUGCCGGAGGUAAGCUCAAGAGGCCGGCUCGCAAGCCACCGUCAACUCCCUACUCUCGUCCUCCGGCGCUACCGACCCAAAUAGAUAGGGGUCAGCGGCGAUGGUUGUCCAAGCUCGUUGAUCCCGCAUACCGCCUCAUUAGUGAUGGCGCCUCCAUCUUCUUUCCGAAUUUCUUCUCAAAAUCACCUUUCACCAUUGAUGCCAACACUGAAGAUCACGAGAAUCAGGAGGCUGAGACAGUUGUGCAAGACGAGGCCAAUGGUAACGAACAAAAUGACACUGUAAAUCAUGAGCUGUCCGGAACAACUGGAGUAGUAGGUCCUGGAACAGCAGCAGAUGUUUCGGAGAACAUUUCUGAUUUGGUUCUGCCCAACAAAGAUAAAGGAGGCAACCUUCCCAAUGAGAGCGGACUUUCCGAAAUCGAAAAGUUAUUAAAGGGGAAAAAUUUUUCGAGGGAUGAAGUAAAUCAUUUAAUGCUAAUAAUAAAUUCAAGGGCAGCUGAAGUUCCAGAUGUACAUAAAGGAAAGGAGUACCAACGUACUCCCUCCAGGGGGGCUGCAGCAUCUCAUGAAAUUAUCAGUACAUCUGAUAGAAAUCAGAGAGAUUUGCAAGGUUCUUUAUGGAAAACUUCAACACCCCUUCCUAAAUCGGCGAUGCCAGAUGAUGUUUGUGCUUCACCAAUAGAUAUUGCCAAAGCAUACAUGGGAAGCCGAACAUUAGAAACUGGCCAUUCUAUUAAGGGAAUGAUUUCAAAAGAAGAAAGGAAUUCAUUAUAUAGUGCUGACUUUGUAUCAAAGCCAUUUAUGUCUUCACCUUCUUCUAAGCCAUGCCGGCCAGGUGCCAUGCUACAGGAUGAGCAAGAUCAUCUAACCCCCCAAAGUCAAAGUGGAAGAUAUGGGCUUCACAACAUUCCACGAACCCCCUACUCGAGAACAAUCUUUUCAAAGUCCAAGUCCAAGUUAAUGCCCUCACUAGGUGAUAGUGAUAAGGGGACGAGACCAUCUACUUCUCUGCAAACAUCUCAAACACCUGUUUAUGGGCAGGUGAAGUCAAGUAGUGAUGCAUUGGAGGAUAACCAUGGCUCAACAGGACCGAUUCGUAGGUCAAGAAAUAGAUUUGGUACACAAACUCCUGGUACACAAAAUAGAUUUGGCAGACAAACUCCUGGUACUCAACACAGACGUGCUACACAAACUCCUGGUACUCAACACAGACUUGCUACUCAUUCUCCAGGUACACAAUCACCUUUCAGAGGAUCUGGUUUUAUUGAACCAUCAUCUGUUGGGCCUUCAAGGGUUGAAAAUUCUAGUACAUCUCAAGGUUUCUUGCCUGCUUUUAUAAGAAGUGUUGAACCAAGAGAAAUUAGUGGCUCCCAAUUUCAUUCAGCUAACAGGAAAAAUCACAGUUAUGAUGUGGGUGUCCCAACUGUUCAUCCACAUUCUAGUCAGAUAGCUAGGACAAUCUUGGAUCAUAUAGACAGAAACCCGCCCACUCCCAAGGACAAGUCACAGGAGUUGAGGCUAGCUUUUGAAUGGAAGAAACCUGAUUCUUCCAGUACCCCUUCAAUUGAUCCAAAUCAACACAAGUCUAAGAAUAGCUUACUGAAUUUAACAGCCUUGGAAUCUCAAAAGAUAGUGAAUCAAGAUGACCAGAAUAAACCUGCUCAAGAUACUUCUGACAAGAGCAAUUCCCGUUUUAUGUUUCCACAUCAGGAAAGUACUGUAAAAUCAGUUGAUACCAUAUCCAAUCCUCGGUCGAAUGUUUUCCUUAGCAAUGGGGUUGAUGGAGUGUCCCAAAUGAAAAAUUCACACGAGGAGGUCACCAAGAUUACCUCCUCUCAGGUGGUAACCCUACAAAAGAAGCCUGCAGCUUCAGGGACUAAUAAGCCACUUUUGUCUAAUAUCUCCGUUGACAAGCCUAACUCGAUCUGGAAAUUUUCGUCGGAUCAAAGCUCUGGGUUUACUUUUCCUGUUUCUACGGCCUCUGGAGUGAGCUCUGAGCCACCAACGCCAUCCAUAAUGCCAUCGUUUUCAGCAAAUACUCAGCUUCAGCUCAAAGAUGGACAUGCCAUUCCUUCAUAUACCUUUGGCUCAUCAUCAACUACGCCAUCUCUUGUAUUUUCUUUCCCUUCUACAAGCAGUUCUGCAAUCCAAAAUGACACUUCCGAUAUUAAGUUCAGCUUUGGCUCAGAUAAUCCCAGGUUAUCUUUUGGUUCAGUGAAGAAAGAUGCCAUCUGCUAUUAAUUAAAGACAUUUUAAUACUUUUUUUUUUAUCCCAUUUUUAAGGUGAAUUUUCAUUUAGAAUCUACAAAAAGUUUGAAUUGGAACCCUCUGUUUUUUCGUUGAAAAUAUUGAAUAAUUAAAUAUUGGAGAGUUUGCAGUUCUAUUCAAUUAUUGCAGACUAAAUAACUGUAUUGGACAUAGAAUAAUUAGCUGGAAGCCAUCUAAAUGAUCCACAUGAGAGAUUUUUCCUUUUUA